This is a messenger RNA of Adineta ricciae, 1875 nucleotides long. The record is from the annotation of a GenBank genome assembly. Lineage: Eukaryota; Metazoa; Rotifera; Eurotatoria; Adinetida; Adinetidae.
AUGUCUGAUGAAAGCAACAAUCACUCGUCAUUCGAUUUACUAAUUCGGGCAUUCUAUCAAGAUGAUCGAACACAAUUCGAUAUUGAACUCAAUCAUCUAUUAGAUUUAUCUCGUACGCAAGACAUGCGUCUAUGUACACAAAUCAUUCUUCAAGCGUAUAAACAAAAGGAAUACGCUUUUCUCGAAGAAUUGCUCGACAGAGAAGUUGUCUACAGUGGUAUACCCAAUCUAACGUCAUUGCAUGCUGCAUCAGGUUAUGCACUCUCACGUCUAGUUAAAUAUCUCCUUGACGAACGAAAAGCAGAUCCAAAUCAAACAUGUACAUUUGUUAAAAAUGAUCAACUAUCGGGUAUAAUUAUAUCCCUGAAAGAACCAAAUCGAACACAAGUCAUCUCGAAUUUCUCUUUAGGUAUUACUCCGUUACAUUUCGCUUGUGGAAUCGGACCAGAACAUCUCGUCGAUGAAACAACUGAUACAGUCAAAUAUUUAUUAGCAUCCGGUGCGAAUGUUAAUUUAGUCACAUCACGUCAAGAUACAGCUUUACAUUGGGCAUCGAAAUUUUCGAACGAACAGAUCGUUCAAUUACUACUUAAAUGUCAAGCAAAUGUUAAUGCAGUCAAUAGUCUUCAAUAUACACCUCUAUGCGAAGCGUGUUUCUAUGGGAACCUUGAAAUUGUGAAAAUUCUUGUCGAAUAUGGAUCUAAUGUAAAUGGGAAUCAAAAUAACGAACGGUCUCCAGUUCAUCUUGUCUGUCGGGGUUUACUAAGUGAACAUGAUGCACGUCGUACGAGUCCAAUGAAUGAGAUAAUUGUCAAAAAACUCGAAGAGCGUCUUGAAAUUGUCAAAUAUUUGUAUUCACACGGUGCAGCCAUCGACACAUUUGAUCGUGAUGGUCUCACGCCGUUCAUGUACGCAUGCUCAAGUGGAAAUUAUCCAUUGGCUAAAUACUUACUUGAUGAACAACAAAGUAAAGAUGAUGCAUCAACAUCGAGAAUAAUUAAUGAGCGAUCAAACACAGGUGAAUCAUGUCUAAUGUACGCUGUUGAGUCAGGUAACUUAGAUAUCGUUACACUCUUAUGUAAUCAUGGAGCUAAACUUGAUGAUCAAAAAAAUCCAUCUUAUGUAACUGCUGCUGCAUUCUAUGGACAUAAAGAUAUACUUAAAAAACUAAUUGAACUCGGACUUGAUAUCAAUGAGUUCGAUCAAAACGAUGAAGGCGUCAUAUUCAAUCCAAUCUAUGCUUGUUGCCAUUGUGGAUCAGUAGAAUGUCUACAAUUAUUACUUGAGGCGAACGCAAGAAUUGAUUGGAAAACAAGUCAAGGAACGAAUCCACUGCACGCUGCCUGCUAUUCCGAUAAAAGUUCCGUGCAACUCGUUGAACUUCUCUGUCAAUAUGGACAGUUCGAUUUGAAUGAAAGUACGAAUUCGGGUGAAACACCUCUACUAAUGGCUAUUGAACAGAAUGAUUACGAUCUAGUUGAUUAUUUAUUACGACAAGGUGCUUUUCCUGAUCGAUGUAAUCACGACGAAUGCUAUCCUAUUCAUCUCGUUUGUUUCAAUGGACAAGCCAAUAUCCUCUACCUUCUACUAGCAUUCAAUGCGAUUAUUGAACAGUCAAACGAAAACUAUCCACAUCCAUUAGUGAUCACAACUUAUAAACGUGAUCUAGUUUGCUCGAAGUUACUCAUCGAAUCGCCGAAAUGUUCCGAUCAAGUCGUUCGGGAGGUCUUAAUCGAAUCGAUAGAAAAUGGUUUCGACGAAUUAAUCGGUGAAAUUAUCCAUAUUCGACCGCAUCUUAUUCCAGACGAUCUCAAAGAGAAAAUGACCGAUACACUUCUAGCGCUCGAACAGCUCAAUAUCGAUUCAUCUGCUUAA